This is a messenger RNA of Anoplopoma fimbria (sablefish), 3269 nucleotides long. Its product is annotated as CTD nuclear envelope phosphatase 1A. The record is from RefSeq and is a predicted model, not a curated record. Lineage: Eukaryota; Metazoa; Chordata; Actinopteri; Perciformes; Anoplopomatidae. Gene Ontology annotation, molecular function: protein serine/threonine phosphatase activity. Bases 510 to 1247 code for a protein of 245 amino acids. The transcript has 9 exons.
CACGUCUGUUUAUUUUCUUUCCACGUGGACGUGCUGCGCGCAACCGCAGGAUUCCUCCCGGAAGUGACGGAAAGGCGGCGAUGGCGGCUCGCAGUUUCAUUCCGGAUUUCCACUGGACUACAAACCGAUUUUAACCACACCGGUUACACUUUGUGGAACUUUUGCAAAGCCCAGUCUCUCCAAGGAGCCGGACGGAGUGAAGUCACGUCGGACCGGUGCUUGCCAGCGAGCCACCCCGCUGCUUAUUCUGCACAUUUGUGUCCUCGGUUCAAGGUGGUCACCCUGUCGAGCUAGCGCUAGCUCGGUGGCUACAAGCUAACUAGCGCUAGUGCACAGCUAGCUCCUGGGCUAGCUUGUCAACGCUGCGUGCUAAGCUUGGCGGCUGAGGCUAAAGCCGGGUUGUGACUUCCACUAGCAGGCGAGUUGUUGGAGCAACUUAAGGGCAAAAGCGUGCCUAUCACCUAAGGAUUGAAGUUGGGCUGCUUUGGGGUCUUUGCGUGCUCGUCAACAUGCUGAAGACCCGGCAAUGUUUACUUGGCAUCCGCACGUUUCUCGGCGUCACGUCGAGAAUAUGGGGCUUCAUCAUGUACAUCCUCAGGAAGCACCUACGGACGAUAAUCCAGUAUCAGACGGUGCGAUACGACACUUUGCCUCUGUCACCUAUCUCCAGAAACAGACUCAAUGCAGUAAAGAGGAAGAUUCUGGUUCUGGACCUGGACGAGACGCUGAUCCACUCUCACCAUGACGGUGUCCUCAGACCCACAGUGAGACCUGGAACGCCGCCAGACUUCAUCCUCAAAGUCGUCAUUGACAAGCAUCCAGUAAGAUUCUUCGUACAUAAAAGGCCGCAUGUUGACUUCUUUUUAGAAGUGGUUAGCCAGUGGUAUGAGCUGGUGGUUUUCACAGCCAGCAUGGAGAUCUAUGGCUCGGCAGUGGCAGAUAAGCUGGACAACAAUAGGAACAUCCUGAAACGCAGAUACUACAGACAGCAUUGUACAUUGGAUCUAGGUAGUUAUAUUAAAGACCUGUCUGUAGUACACGAUGACCUGUCCAGUAUUGUCAUCCUGGACAACUCGCCUGGUGCUUAUCGUAGCCAUCCAGACAAUGCAAUACCCAUCAAGUCCUGGUUCAGCGACCCUAGUGACACAGCACUUCUUAACUUGCUGCCUAUGCUGGAUGCACUAAGGUUCACUGCUGACGUUCGCUCCGUCCUCAGUCGAAACCUCCACCAGCACCGACUCUGGUGAUUGGCUGAAAUCAAGAGGGGGUGGGGCUUGUUGACCAGCCUCUUCCUCUCUGCCGGCUUCCAUCCUGCCCUCCGUUCCCAAACAGGCGACCCACCAGCCCUCUCUGAGCCUCUCAGACUCGUCCUGAGGAGACGAGGGUUGGGGUGACCGCCUAACGCGGGACGAAAAGUAUGGGGUCACCAGAGCCCAGAAACUACUGAGGAGGGUGGGAGGGGCGGCUUUUUUUUUUUUUCUUCUUCUUGAUUCUUUAUUUGUAAUUUUUUUUUUUUCAAAACAAAACGGAGCCUCUCUGCCUUAUUGCUCCUGAUACUGACUGUGUGCGUAUGGAGGAGAGCUUGUGUACGAGAGUCGGAGUAUGCUUGCUGAGUACGUUAGUCCUUUUUAAACUUUUUUGAGAAUCGGGAGGGGGGGAGAGGAGGAGGAUCAGCAAAGCAACAAAGACAAUUCUACAUUAUUAUUUCUCCUUCUUCUCCAUCAUUAUCAAGACAUUGCACUUAAGUGGACAAUUUAUCAAUUUACUGUCUUAACCUCUCGGUGCAACUGAGCAGGGGAAAAUAGAAAAUCGCCCCUUUUUAGAUCAACCUCACACCCUCAACGAUAAUUAAUUGAUUCCUGAGGUACGUUUAUUUUCCCUAAACAACAAUGGAUCAACUCAAACGUUGUAAUCGAUGGACUUUUUGCUUGCUACGUACCAUCCACAGGCAUUUUUCUGGACAAAUAGCCGAGCAGCCUGAGAUUCUUUUUUUUGUUUUGUUUUCAGCCAUAACCAUCACUGUUUCCUCAAAGCUCCAUGUAGAACUCAGUGAUAAAGACUUGACUGAAAAGUGGUGAGGAAAAAAAAAAAAAAAAGGACUGGCUUCUAACGAUAUGUGGACUGCCGUGCCGCCUUUCCAUAUCUGAUUGUUUCUCCAUUAUGAUAUGUGAUAAUAUGACUUUUGAAAAACCACGACAUUUUACUCCCCCCCCCCCUUUUGCCAUCUGAUGCCAUCCUGAUUUCAUCGAAUAGGAAUUGCACUUAAUUUUUAUUUCCCCCCUUCUAUUUUUUGUUGCAGUUGGUUUUGUAUUUGAUUCAAAUUUGCAGCCUUCCUCUUUCAGUUUUUUUUCACCCGCUCCGCUUACUGUAUGGGUUCGACUAUGAGACCCUUCGUCUUUAAAAUGCCUUCUGAACAAUGUCUUGUUGUCAAGGCUCCCACCGGCUUCUUAUUGGCUCUGUCUCCAGGUCUGUGUUACUAAUAAAACACUUGUCAGUAUCGGCCAGUUAUCAUCCAGCUUGUUUUUUAUUUUUUUAUUUUAUCCAAUUUAUUCAGCGCUCUUUGCCAUACUUGAAGCAUAACAUUUUGCAGCUUGUCGACUGAACACCUUCACCGGGGGUGAAAAAGAGCUCAUGUGGAUUCCCACGGUUUCUGCUCCAGGCAGUUUGUUUGUUUUUUUUGCUAAUAAUCUGCUGCCAUCAUGUGGUGUGACGGGAAACUGCAUACGUCUACACAAUAUUCCUACCUUGCUUGAGAGAGAAACAGUAUUAAAUGUUGGUUCAGGUUUUUCCACAAAAAAAACCAAAAAACUCCUCAGUAUCAAACCAGGUAUGAAGGAUUUUUGUCUCCCUUCAAGAAGGUGGCAACAGGGAUGCUCUCUGAGCUUUCAAAUAAAGGCAACUGACAGAGUGUGUGCUUGUUUAAGAGCUAUUGUGUCAUUUACUUGACACCUCAUAGCUUGUAUGUUGAUUUACAAUCAGCUGUCUAAGACAAACUACAACAUGUAACCAUUUAUUAUUUUGGUGGUUUGAAGUCUUUGGUGCUCUUGGGUUGUUUUGCAUUAUACUGACAAGUGUUUCCGAUGUUUUGUUCACCCCAUUUAUAUCAAUGAGCGUAAGCUAGAUAUUUCUUUAUAAUAAGUCCAUAUAAUGCAAUAAAAUUCAACCGCACCACAAGCUACAUCACCGCCAUGAAGAUAGGCAACUGUACUACAGCUGGAGCAAGUGUAUAUUGGUACAUAACAGCUGUUGUUUUCCACUCUACCUCCUCC